CGCACCACCUUGAAACCGGUCUGACAGUGUCAAGUCACCUGAGAGGAAAAAAAGAACUGUAUAGUUGUUGAAUUUAUUUAAAACAGAUGCGGGCAUGAAGGUGAAGAAGUUUAAGUGCACGAGCUCAAAAGUCCCCGUGUUAGUCGUUUGACGUCAACACUUCGUUUCGAGCUUGUGUUUGUGUGUGUGUCUUAGCUUGGCAUUUGUUUUUCUAUGUAUGAACUUUUGACAAUUUUGUCGCGUGGCUGAAAAACCACGCCAUCAAAACAAUCGAGUGUGUCCGUUUGGCGUCCCCGUUUGGAGGCGGCAGGCAGUCCCGGCUGGGACGGACGCUGACAUUUAGAAUAACACAGCCGGUCAUCGACUCCCUCCACCCUCGGGGAACAGCAACAUGCCUGUGCGACAGAAAGAUGCUCAAAGAGCCCUCGAGCUUCUUCAGCAGUACCGGGACAAAUUAGAUCAGAGGCAGCAGAGGCAGAUGAGACAGGGCGCUGUUGAGGAAGAUCACCAACUUCACCAGUCGCUGGACAGAGUCAUCAACGUGUUCCAAAGCCAGCUCUUUAGUGCCCUACUUGACAUUCAGGAGUACUAUGAGUUAACUAUCCUUGCUGACAACCAAAGUUCACCCAAACUAAUAGCUGAGGCAGUGACAUCUCCCUCCUCCGUCAACCUACAAGCAGAAUUUGCGGCGGUGUCGGAGCCCACUUCUAGUCAGCUCCCCAACCCAACUUCAGGAGGACUAAGUCAGCCAAAAUGCAUAUCUCCAAAACCCAAGUCCAUUAAGUCUCCUGCUCCUUCACUCCCAUCUGUGACACCCACAAAACAACCAGCAUCACCUCCAUCGCAGUCUUGUGUUUCUCAGUCACAACCAAACAAGGUGAAGUACCGUGCACCGCCUCCUCCAAUCCAGGAUAGGGACUUGACGUCGACUGUGGUGGACAUUUCUAAUCCCUCGUCCCCCUCUGCAAACACAUCUGGAGCUAUGAAGAACGGUGUGAUAUCCUGCACAGAGCCUCCGUCAAUAACACAGAAUUCGUUCCCACAAAAUGGUUCAAACGCACCUCUUGAUGCCACCAACAUCGUUUCACCUUCAGAAUGCUCCUCCACUGCUCCUGAACAACAAACAAGUCUUACCAGUCCAACUGAUCUGGUGACUGUUUCAAGCCUCGUCUUGGGAACCAUCCAAGGCCUAAUGUCUCACUCUACGCCAGACAAACUCACCCAGCCCAGCACCACUCCUCACACCAGCCUGGAUCCCAACACAAUCACUGCGGCUACCAUCUUCACUUCGACUGUCACAGCCAAUGAGGAUGGAGGCUCAGGCAAAAAUACUCCAGUAUCAAGUCCUAUGACUCCGAGCCAACUAAAAUUUACAUCUGGUCGCCACAGUCCGAUCAAUCCCUCAGAGCCCCAAAGCAAAGGACCCCCAAAGAGCCCUGAGCCACUGAAAGUCAUCCCCUCUCCCACUAGCCCUGGUCCAGCCAGCCCCAGAGCUGUUCCAAGCCCAGGGGUCAAGAAGUAUCGAUAUCCAGAAGAGGAAGGUGCAUCGCUAGGCCCACCAAAAUUCCACCAACAUACCUGCCAUCAGCACCCAAUGGGAGUUACCAAAGAGUUGACUGAUGCAAGGACUCUCAGGAAGGAAGGGAUGGAUCAGGGGACCUGGAGAAGAGAGAAAGGGUUCAGUGGAACUUUGGAGAGAGACAUGGGUAGGGACAUGGAAAGCUCACUGAUGAGGGAUGGAUCUCUUUGUCGCCGUGAUCUCCACGGGGCAGAGCUGGUUCAGGUGGCAGAGCGACAGCUCUCUCAGAUUCAGCAUGUCCACGGAUACGUCACUCACGCACACAUCACACCUGCUCAGGCCAACCCUCCUCCAUUGGUGGUCAACACAGACAGUGUCGACACGCCCCCAUACCAGGUCAAUGGAACAGAAGCAGAAUUUGAAUAUGAGGAAAUCACAUUGGAACGGGGUAACUCAGGUUUGGGCUUCAGUAUUGCAGGAGGGACUGAUAAUCCCCAUAUUGGAGAAGAUCCUUCCAUCUUCAUUACUAAGAUUAUACCUGGAGGGGCCGCAGCACAAAAUGGACAACUCAAGGUGAAUGACUCCAUAGUCCGAGUAAAUGAGACUGAUGUCAGGGAAGUGACCCACAGUGGAGCGGUGGAGGCACUGAAGGAUGCUGGAGGUCUCGUCAGACUGUGUGUACGACGCAAGAAGAGCCUUAAUGAUAAAAUCUUGGAUAUCAAGUUAGUGAAAGGACCUAAAGGUCUCGGAUUUAGUAUAGCUGGUGGAGUUGGAAAUCAACACGUUCCAGGUGACAACAGCAUUUACGUGACAAAGAUCAUUGAGGGGGGUGCGGCUCAAAAAGAUGGUCGGCUACAGAUCGGGGACAAACUCAUAGCUGUAAAUGCCUCCUCUUUAGAGGAGGUUACUCAUGAGGAAGCAGUUGCAGCCCUGAAGUCGACACCAGAUGUUGUUUAUCUACGCUUGGUCAAACACACCUCUGUCUUUAUCAAUGAAACCUUUCCGCCUCCUGAUGUCACCAAUUCCUACCCUCCACAUCAGGACAAUCACAUCAGCCCCUACAUGAGCGGGAGCCAGUCUGUUAGCCCUGCCCCACUGACCACGCCCAGAUACUCACCAAUGCCCAGGUCCCUGACUGCAGAUGAUGAUCUCACAAGGGAGCCGAGGCGUGUGAUGCUCCAACGAGGGUCUACGGGUCUCGGUUUCAACAUCGUUGGGGGAGAAGACGGAGAGGGAAUCUUCAUCUCCUUCAUUCUAGCUGGUGGUCCAGCUGAUCUUUGUGGGGAACUCCACAAGGGUGACCGCAUCCUCUCGGUGAAUGGUGUCGACUUGUCGAUUGCAACUCAUGAGCAGGCCGCUGCAGCUCUGAAGAAUGCAGGACAAACGGUCGCCAUCGUAGCGCAGUAUAGGCCAGAAGAAUACAGUCGUUUUGAGGCAAAGAUCCAUGACCUGAGGGAACAGAUGAUGACCAGCAGUGUCAGUUCCAGUUCCACGUCACUUCGAUCCACUCAAAAGCGCACACUCUAUGUCAGAGCGCUCUUCGACUAUGAUGGAAGCGCAUCCGACUUGAGCGCCCCAAAUCAGGUUCUGCCCUUCCGCUUUGGAGAUAUCCUUCAUGUGAGCAGUGCUGGUGAAGAAGAGUGGUGGCCUGCGCGUCACCUCAGCCCCCCACCCCCGAACUGCCCAGAGGUUGGAGUCAUCCCCAGCCGUAGAAGGGCCGAGAAAAAGGAGAGAUCAAGGUUAAAGACAGCCGCCGUGAUGAGGACUCAGGAUAGAUCGGAUCAAGACGAAAGGGCUGGCCAGGAGGAGACUUUGUUAAUCUACCAAGCAGUUAUCCAGCAGGAAGUGAAUUACACAAGACCGGUUAUUGUGCUUGGACCAAUGAAAGAUCGAGUCAACGAUGAUCUCAUUUCGGAGUUUCCUGACAAAUUUGGCUCCUGCGUCCCACACACAACUCGGCCACGGCGGGACUAUGAAGUGGAUGGCAGAGAUUAUCACUUUAUGGCCUCCAGAGAGCUAAUGGAACGAGAGAUCCAGGAGCACAAGUUCAUUGAGGCGGGACAGUAUAACAACCACCUGUAUGGAACCAGUAUACAGUCCGUUAAACAAGUCGCUGAAAAGGGUAAACACUGUAUACUGGAUGUAUCCGGAAACGCUAUUAAGCGUCUGCAGCUGGCAGGCCUGUAUCCUAUCGCCAUUUUCAUUAGGCCACGCAGUGUUGACAACAUCCUAGUGAUGAAUAAGCGGUUUACUGAGGAGCAGGCAAGGAAAUCCUAUGACAGAGCUGUCAAACUGGAGCAGGAGUUCACAGAAUAUUUCACUGCUUUUGUCCAUGGCUCAACUCUAGAGGAAGUGUAUUCGCAGGUGAAGCAAAUCAUUGAAGAGCAAUCGGGUCCUUACAUUUGGGUGCCCACGAAGGAGCGGCUCUGAGUAAAUGCACAAUAUGGCUUGUUUUUGCUCUUCCACACCCACACACACACACACACGCACCUCCAUGUUUUCUCACUCACACGGAUACCAAUACAUAACGCUGAACGAGGCUGAGACUGAUCUGGAGAUUGCAAACUCCCCCUUCUUGAGGGUCGAGGAGCUUAUGUCUUUCCAGCAGCCCACUGGUGGAUCUUCCUACAGCUGAGUUCCUUAAUGUUUAAGGACGUGGUUCAAAUCACUUGUAACAUGUACCGUCAUCUGAUUUAUUGAUUUCAUUCUUGUGUGUUGUUGUUGUUGUUGUUUUCACAUACAAAGUAAACAAAAGGGAAUGCAUUCACCUAUGGGUUUGUAAUGAUAGUACUGUCACCAAGGAGAAGACUUUUGCACGCCGUAGCUUUAAGAGCAUGUUUAUGGGUACAGAAUCUCGUUCCUUCUUUUCCCAUCGUGUCUGUCAUAUUUCAUGGCAUCGCUCCACUUUAUAUUUGAAAAAGCUCUCUUUUACACUCUUUCUCUGACUUUUCCACCUUUCCUCUCUGAUCCUGCGGCUCCCCUGCCAGACUGCCUCAAGUUGAAAUAUGAGCUAAUGAUUGAAAUGUGCCCUGGCAUGUUGGACUCAAGGGCCGAGAUAGAAACGAUUACUACUUGGAAAUGUAGCACACUUCGAUACCAUUAUGAUGAUAAGUAGGGUUUAAUUGACAUGACAUGACAUGCAGAAAGUGUCAAAAAAAAAAAAAAA
Hippocampus comes (tiger tail seahorse) is the source of this 4685-nucleotide messenger RNA. RefSeq names its product discs large homolog 1-like protein. Gene Ontology annotation, biological process: receptor clustering; regulation of postsynaptic membrane neurotransmitter receptor levels; establishment or maintenance of epithelial cell apical/basal polarity. The record is from RefSeq and is a predicted model, not a curated record. The transcript has 26 exons. The coding region runs from base 392 to 3949 and encodes 1185 amino acids. Lineage: Eukaryota; Metazoa; Chordata; Actinopteri; Syngnathiformes; Syngnathidae. Gene Ontology annotation, cellular component: basolateral plasma membrane; postsynaptic density membrane; neuromuscular junction. Gene Ontology annotation, molecular function: ionotropic glutamate receptor binding; protein kinase binding.